AUGGCGACGGGACUGAACACUAUCGGGCCACUAGCAUUGGCCAUGCUCGCAGUAUGGCCGAUUGCAGUGGACGCUGCCUACCAUGCAGUGCCGGCGCCGGCGGUGGAUUGCAAUAGCGUCAUCCUCAACCUGGCCGAUUGCCUAACCUUCUUCAUCGACGGCAGCACCGAGGCGAAGCCGCUGGGGAGUUGCUGCUCCGGCCUCAAAAUGGUGAUGAAAACCAACACUGAGUGCUUGUGCAAAGGGUUUAAGAAAAUCCCUCAGUAUCAACGCAUAGCAGCUCCAUUCGCAACUAUAGAAUCUUAUCAGGUAGCACUCGGGCCAGCUCAGGGAGAGCUACCGUCUUCUGCAAUGGCAUCAACGGGAUUUGAAGAGGGGAAGGAUUUGAGGGAGAAGACACUCAGUAUAUGA
This is a messenger RNA of Ipomoea triloba (trilobed morning glory), 411 nucleotides long. RefSeq names its product non-specific lipid-transfer protein-like protein At5g64080. The transcript is spliced from 2 exons. The coding region runs from base 1 to 411 and encodes 136 amino acids. NCBI's taxonomy places the organism in Eukaryota, Viridiplantae, Streptophyta, Magnoliopsida, Solanales, Convolvulaceae. The record is from RefSeq and is a predicted model, not a curated record.